Molecule: messenger RNA, 1532 nt
Organism: Apodemus sylvaticus (European woodmouse)
Lineage: Eukaryota; Metazoa; Chordata; Mammalia; Rodentia; Muridae
Gene: Zfand5
Product: zinc finger AN1-type containing 5
Exons: 6
Coding region: 465-1106 (213 amino acids)
Molecular function (GO): DNA binding; zinc ion binding
Source: RefSeq, a predicted model, not a curated record
UAGAGCGUCAGUCGUCCGGAUCGCGGAACGGUGUGCACCUUGUCAGGCGUCCGCUCGCUGCCCCGAGUCGCGCAGCUUCCCAGGUGAACGCGGAAGCCCGAAGAGCGCCGUCCACGGGCCCUGUCGGCGCUCAGGCCUCUCCGCGCGCCUCCUCACUCGGCCGGGACGUCGCGGUGGAGGCGUGAGGCGCCGCCGGCCGAACGCCUGGAGCGGCGGUAGCCCGCGGCCUGCGGUUCUCCUCCUCCCCCGCCGCCCUCCCACCAGAGCUGCGGCGGGGCUCGGCCGCCUCGGCGCUUCUGCACGAACAAAGGAGGCCCCCGCGGCGCCGGCGCAGCUCCGCCUGCGCUGCGCUCCGCUCCGGCCCGCGGCGGCCGCUAGCCAGCCCUUCCCGGAGGCCUCAUCCCGGCCCACCGCCCGGCGUCGCGCGCCAGCUCGCUAGUGCAUCCGGGCCCCGUAGGAAAAAUAUGGCUCAGGAGACUAACCAGACCCCAGGGCCCAUGCUGUGUAGUACAGGAUGUGGCUUUUAUGGGAAUCCUAGGACAAAUGGAAUGUGUUCUGUUUGCUACAAAGAACAUCUUCAGAGACAGCAGAAUAGUGGCAGAAUGAGCCCAAUGGGGACAGCUAGUGGUUCCAACAGUCCUACCUCAGAUUCUGCAUCUGUACAGAGAGCAGAUGCUAGUUUAAACAACUGUGAAGGUGCUGCUGGCAGCACAUCUGAAAAAUCAAGAAAUGUGCCUGUGGCUGCCUUGCCUGUAACUCAACAAAUGACAGAAAUGAGCAUUUCAAGAGAGGACAAAAUAACUACCCCGAAAACAGAGGUGUCAGAGCCAGUUGUCACUCAGCCCAGUCCAUCAGUUUCUCAGCCCAGUUCUUCUCAAGGUGAAGAAAAAGCUCCUGAAUUGCCCAAACCAAAGAAGAACAGAUGUUUUAUGUGUAGAAAGAAAGUUGGCCUUACAGGGUUUGACUGCCGAUGUGGAAAUUUGUUUUGUGGACUUCACCGUUACUCUGACAAGCACAACUGUCCAUAUGAUUACAAAGCAGAAGCUGCAGCAAAAAUCAGAAAAGAAAAUCCAGUUGUUGUGGCUGAAAAAAUCCAGAGAAUAUAAAAUUACUACAUGUGAAGAGACUGAAACUUUGUUUUUAUUUUAAUAUAUAGUAGGAAAACAUUAAAGAGCAGAUGCAUGGCCAUUUUCCUUUGAUGUUCUCCAGAGUUUUGCUUUAUACUUGUCUGUCAUAUAAUUGAUAUUUUAGGAUGUUGGGUGUUUGUUACAGGCAGAAUUGGAUAGAUACAGCCCUACAAAUGUAUAUGCCCUCCCCUCAGUAAAAUUGGACAAAAAUAUGCACAACAAAUUGAAAUACACAUAUACUAGGAACAAAAUUUAGUUCCGUGUGCCAAACUAAAUGAAUGAAAUCUCUGCAUGUUUGCAGCAUAUCUGCCUUUUGGGAAUGUAAUCAAGGUAUAACCUUUGGCUAGUGUUAUGUGCCUGUACUUUAAAAAAAAAAAAAUGGUACACCAGAAAAGGACUGGCAGU